Messenger RNA from Linum tenue, 2308 nucleotides. NCBI's taxonomy places the organism in Eukaryota, Viridiplantae, Streptophyta, Magnoliopsida, Malpighiales, Linaceae. The record is from the annotation of a GenBank genome assembly.
CUAACGAACUAUAGGAGCAUUCCACGUUGCAUGGAGGCAGCCGUAACACCGUCACUAGGCGGGACCCACUCUUGGCGCCACGUGGGCUGUACGUUCCGAAAUCCAAUGCCUCCCCUCCCUUUUCCUUCUCCCGCCUUUAUCUCGACCAUUUUCUCUUCUCCUCUCUCUUUUCUGGUAAAAACCACAACUCGACCCUUCCUCUCCCCCUUCCGUUUUCUCGAUCAUCUGAAAUCGGGGAUAAAGAUCGCGAAACAAGGAAACGAGAGAGUAAUCAUGGACUCCAAUUUCGUCCUGGUGAGGCAGAUUCCGCCAGGGAUUCGGCUUCUGCGAGCUGUCAGAGGCCGGGAUUGGACCCUGAAAACUUACCGGUACGCGACCUUGCUGGUCACCUUCAUCGCCUACGCCUGCUACCACGCUUCUCGAAAACCUAGCAGCAUCGUCAAGAGCGUCCUCGAUCCCGACCCGCUGAACCGGCCGCUCUCAGGUAACGACCCCUUUCCUUGGCCGAUUGGGAAUGUGUUCAUCGAGGAACAAGGGCAAAAUUCUUCCCCCCUUUCGGAGAGCAGCAGGAAAGGUUGGGAGCCGUUCAAUGGCAAGGACGGGACGUCGAAAUUGGGGGAAAUCGAUGUCGCGUUCCUGUCCUGUUACUCGUUGGGGAUGUAUGUAGCGGGACAUUUGGGGGAUAAAUUGGAUCUGAGGCUGUUCUUGACCUCUGGCAUGGUAGGCAGCGGGAUCUUCGUCGCGCUGUUUGGGAUGGGUUAUCUCUGGAAUGUUCAUGUGUUUUGGUUCUACCUGGCGAUGCAAAUGGUCGCGGGGCUGUUCCAGGCGACUGGCUGGCCGUCCGUUGUGGCGGUGAUUGGGAACUGGUUCGGGAAGAGGAAGAGAGGGUUGAUUAUGGGGAUUUGGAACGCGCACACCUCCGUCGGCAACAUUAGCGGCUCGCUGCUUGCUGCUGCAGUGCUGAGCUGUGGAUGGGGGUGGUCGUUCAUUGUUCCGGGGGCGUUUAUUGUGUUGGGUGGGGUGUUGGUUUUCUUGUUCCUGGCUCCUUAUCCGGAGGAUAUAGGGUUUACUCACCGUCAGUUGAUGGCGACGGAUGAGAAUGGUCGGGAUGUGGAGGGUCAGAAUCGUGGCGGUGAGCAGGGUGGGAAUGAUGGAGGUGGUGGUGCUAGUAUUCCUGGACCGUGUGGAUCCGGACUGAGGACGAGCGUCGGCCUCUUAGAGGCUUGUUCGAUUCCGGGAGUUAUACCGUUUGCAUUGUGCUUGUUCUUCUCCAAGCUCGUGGCUUACACGUUCUUGUACUGGUUGCCUUUCUACUUGAGCCAGACAGCAAUUGGUGGGCACUUCAUGUCCGUGAAGUCUGCGGGAAACCUCUCUACUCUGUUUGACGUAGGAGGCAUCGUCGGUGGUAUUCUUGCUGGCUACAUAUCCGAUAGACUUAAAGCUCGAGCUAUCACAGCAGCCAGUUUCAUGUACAUGGCGAUCCCAGCCAUGCUCUUAUACCGGUGGUAUGGGAGUGUCUCCCAGACUCUGAACAUCGUACUGAUGAUGAUUGCUGGCUUGUUCGUGAAUGGACCAUACGCACUGAUCACAACAGCAGUGUCAGCGGACCUUGGCACCCACAGCUCUCUCAGAGGCGAUUCUCGAGCACUGGCCACCGUCACUGCGAUAAUCGACGGCACUGGAUCAAUCGGGGCAGCCCUUGGUCCGCUUCUCACCGGGUUUCUAUCGACGAGAGGAUGGAACUUGGUGUUUGUGAUGCUGAUGCUCUGCGCUCUUAUUGCUGGCCUUCUUUUGACGCGUCUAGUCAUUGCCGAAAUUGCUGAAAAGGCUGAUCGGCCGAUGCCUGGUAGUAAGCAGGGACGUGAAGCACCUGCAUCAGAGCCACUUCUAGGCAAUCUUUACAAGAACACGGAUUAGAAACUAGACACAAUUUUUUGGUUGGCUGAAACAAGACAGUCUGUAGAAGAAUUCAGAGGAGACAUGCAGCAGCCGAUAUAGAGUCUGUAUAGUCGCAUUGCCAUAUAUUGUUUCUGUUUUCUGUGUGGAAUGUAGUGUACAAAUUGGACUAUACAGAGUUAGUAGUAUAUAUAUAUGAAUCAUGAGUGUUACCACUUGUAACUCGAGAUGGCAAUGUGGAUUCGAGUUGCCUACCCGACUUGUUCAGACCUGAUAGUAGGACUUUUGACAGAAAUCAAUAUUCAGCCCAAGUCAACUCCUUAAAUUUGUCUUUUUGCUUCACAUGGAGUUGUGAUAAUGUAAUCUUUUUGUACAACAAAUGAGGAUGAUUUUUUUUCUUCGUCCAAGAAUG